Messenger RNA from Suillus clintonianus, 987 nucleotides. RefSeq lists its product as uncharacterized. The record is from RefSeq and is a predicted model, not a curated record. Bases 1 to 987 code for a protein of 328 amino acids. Lineage: Eukaryota; Fungi; Basidiomycota; Agaricomycetes; Boletales; Suillaceae. The transcript is spliced from 3 exons.
AUGACUAUGACCAUAUCCAAGCCCUCGCACCUUGUUGAUGCCGCCACGCAGACAGACUCGCACUCUUUUGUAACUACUCACCUCCUCGUGGAUGCGGCGGUGUCGACAGAGGGCCCAGGAGUUAGUGAGGUUACUGCCAGUCUACAAGUUCACGACUGUGGAUGGAAGGCCCUUGAUGGUAUUCCUUGCAUUAUGGGUGGCAUAACGGCGCUUGCUGCUUCUGUUGGCGGCACGCUGCAUGGCCGUUCCCCAAAAGACUUCCCCUGGAAAACCUUGCCCAAUGAACUAGCUCGGCUCGGAUGUUGCCUCGUGAACUACCCUGAAGAGACUUUGAUGCCCGGCGAGAUUCGACCCACGCUCAGGCGGACCAAAGGCAUACAUGAUUUGACCAUCCGUCAUCGUGCUAACCUUGUCAACGCUCUCAAGACAGGCACCCUCACUAUCCGAGCCAUCACGAGCGAUGCUGCCCGCUCACGCCUCUUGACUUCCAGGGACCCAAUUAUCAUUGGAGAGGCACCAUCACAUCGCUCAAGCCACCCUCGUGGGCGACGUGCAUUCGCAGAUGGCAACAUUGACCGAAAAGGGCCUCGUCGUCUCCCCUCACCUCCUGCUACACCAACUACUCGCCCUGCUACACCAUCUACUCGUCCUGCAACACCUCCUGCAACACCUCCUGCACCACUUCCUGCACCUCCUCAUCCUACAACUUCUGCUAUUCGUCGACAUGUCCAAGUUUUUGUAGAAAUAUCACGUCCGCCACCCCGGCCAGCUGUCGUAGCAAUGUCACGCCCGCCACCCCGGCCAGCUUCUAGAGCUGUGCACAAAUCAUUUCUGCCACCACACCCUACUCACACCGAGGAUCUCAUCCCACCGAUAACUUCUGUCACGCGGUCUUCGUCCACUUCUGAAUAUGAUGAUCAAAGUAUGACUAUAGACGACGAGUUGUCUGAAAGCGAUUAUCGGCCUUCUAAACGUCUCAGAGGUUGA